Paramecium tetraurelia is the source of this 486-nucleotide messenger RNA. RefSeq lists its product as uncharacterized. The transcript has 3 exons. The record is from RefSeq and is a predicted model, not a curated record. Lineage: Eukaryota; Ciliophora; Oligohymenophorea; Peniculida; Parameciidae.
AUGAACUCUAUGAAAUUCUCAUCUAAACCUAGUUUAUAGGCUUUGAAAUCCUCAAAAUUUAGUGUUCUUUCAACCUAAUAACGAACUCCAGAUUCUACAAAAUUGAUGAAACUAAAACAGACAUGCCUUUUGUAUAGCCAAAGUCCAAAGUUUAAAACUGGGAGAACUAAAACAUUUAACUUUAGUGAAACUGAUUUGAAACCUGUAGCAAAAAUGGAUAAUUUGAAAGAGAAAAUUGAGAAGUCAAUCAUUCUAUUAUAAAAAACGAAAGGAUAAAAAGAUUUAUCAACAUAAUUAAAAGUUGAGGAAAUGGUUAUUGAAAUAAUGAAACUAUGUCAGAUUGACAAUAAAAUCUUGAAACUCUUGGAAUAAAUCAAAGAGGAGAAAGAAUAGAAGCAAUAAUCUUAAUUCAAAACUAUGUUAUUUAUAAAUAGACAAUAAAAUUAAAUAGAAUAAUUAAAAAGGAGAUGCUCGGAAUAUAAUUGA